AUGUCGGAAAUUAUUCGAUAUGUCUAUAUAGCUAAUGGAAAAGUGAAGAUAGAAGAAAGUUUUAUUGACUUCAUUAUUACUGAUGAAAAGACCGGCGAAGGAUUGGCAUCUGAUAUAAUGAAGAAAUUACAAGAUGAUCAGCUCGAUAUUCAAGAUGCAAGAGGUCAAGGCUAUGAUAAUGGUGCCAAUAUGGCAGGAAAAUAUCGUGGAGUCCAAGCACGAAUUCAAGAAAAAAAUAAUCUCGCUCUUUAUAUACCAUGUGCAAACCACUGUUUGAAUUUGGAAGGAGUACAUUCUGCUUCAAUCAAUGCAGAAAUGAAACAUUUUUUUGUUAAAUCAUUUAACGAUCGUAUAAUAAGACAAAAUAUUGUUCAUUGA
Messenger RNA from Macrosiphum euphorbiae (potato aphid), 378 nucleotides. The record is from the annotation of a GenBank genome assembly. NCBI's taxonomy places the organism in Eukaryota, Metazoa, Arthropoda, Insecta, Hemiptera, Aphididae.